This is a messenger RNA of Catharus ustulatus (Swainson's thrush), 2512 nucleotides long. RefSeq names its product ArfGAP with FG repeats 1 (gene AGFG1). The record is from RefSeq and is a predicted model, not a curated record. The transcript is spliced from 15 exons. Gene Ontology annotation, molecular function: GTPase activator activity. Gene Ontology annotation, cellular component: cytoplasmic vesicle. Bases 48 to 1859 code for a protein of 603 amino acids. NCBI's taxonomy places the organism in Eukaryota, Metazoa, Chordata, Aves, Passeriformes, Turdidae.
UGAGCGGGGCCCGGCGCCGUGCCGGGCCGUCCCUCGCCGGCGGGGCCAUGGCCGCGAGCGCCAAGCGGAAGCAGGAGGAGAAGCACCUGAAGCUGCUGCGGGAGAUGAGCAGCCUCCCGCCCAACCGCAAGUGCUUCGACUGCGACCAACGGGGCCCCACCUACACCGACAUGACCGUGGGCAGCUUCGUGUGCACCUCCUGCUCCGGCAUCCUGCGGGGCUUGAAUCCACCCCACAGAGUGAAGUCGAUUUCAAUGACUACGUUCACACAACAGGAAAUAGAAUUUCUGCAGAAACAUGGAAAUGAAGUGUGCAAACAGAUUUGGCUAGGCCUGUUUGAUGAUAGAUCAUCAGCAAUUCCAGACUUCAGGGAUCCACAGAAAGUAAAGGAAUUUCUACAGGAAAAAUAUGAAAAGAAAAGAUGGUAUGUUCCUCCAGAGCAAGCAAAGGUGGUGGCAUCGGUCCAUGCAUCCAUAUCGGGCUCUUCUGCCAGUAGUACAAGCAGCACACCCGAGGUGAAGCCACUCAAAUCUCUCUUGGGAGAGGCUGCACCCACACUGCACUUAAACAAGGGCACACCUAGCCAAUCUCCUGUUGUAGUUCGAUCUCAAGGACAGCAGCAACAAGAAAAGAAACAAUUUGACCUCCUCAGUGACCUUGGCUCAGAUAUCUUUGCUGCUGCUCCUCCUCAGUCCACUGCUACAGCGAAUUUUGCUAAUUUUGCACACUUCAACAGUCAUACAGCGCAGAACUCUGCCAAUGCAGGUUUUGCAAACUUUGAUGCAUUUGGACAGUCUAGUGGCUCGAGUAAUUUUGGAGGUUUCCCCACAGCAAGUCAGUCUCCUUUUCAGCCCCAAAAUACAGCGUUCAGAACGCUUUCAUCUAGCUGCAGUUUUGGUGAAUUUACUUCAGCUUUUCCUCUCCAGGCUGUACACAGUGGAAGUGCUGGAUCAGUGAAUGCUAAUUUUGCUCACUUUGAUAACUUCCCCAAAUCCUCCAGUGCUGAUUUUGGAUCCUUCAAUGCUUCUCAGAGCAACGCCACAGCAACUGCAGCCAGUAAAGCUGCAGUGAAUAAACUGAAUCUUCAGUCAGCUGACAAAUAUGCAGCUCUUGCUAAUUUAGAUAAUAUCUUCAGUGCAGGGCAAGGUGGGAGUGAGCAGGGAAGUGGCUUCAGCACAGCAGUGUCCUCAGCAGGCCCUGCACUGUCAGCCCCCAACCAGUCAAGUGCAUCUUCAGACAAGUACGCGGCGCUGGCAGAGCUGGACAGCGUGUUCAGCUCCACGGCCACCUCCAGCAGCGCGUACACUGCCACCAGUAACGUCAGCAGCAAUGCUUUUGGAACAGUACCUGUGGCUGCUACUGCACAGACACAGCCUGCAUCUUCAAGCGUGCCUGCUCCAUUUGGAGCAACACCUUCCACAAAUCCAUUUGUAGCUGCCCCUGUUGCCCCAGUGGCACCUUCAACAAAUCCAUUCCAGACCAAUAGCCGAGGAGCAACAGGCCUCUCGGGAGCAAUGCACUCUCACAUAUUUCCUCAGGCUCAUUUUGCAGCAACAUUUGGUACUGCAUCCAUGAGCAUGCCGGCAGGGUUUGGAACUCCUGCCUCCUACAGUCUUCCUACUAGUUAUAGUGGCAACUUCCAGCAGCCCACGUACCCAGCCCAGGCAGCUUUCCCUCAACAGACUGCUUUUGCUCAACAACCAAAUGGAGCAGGUUUUGCUACAUUUGGGCAAGCAAAGCCUGUAGUAACUCCUUUUGGACAAGUUGCAGGUGUUGGAGUAUCUAGUAACCCUUUUAUGGCUGGUGCACCAACAGGACAAUUUCCAACAGGAAGCUCAUCAACCAAUCCUUUCUUAUAGCCUUAUAGACACUUUACCCAAAAGAACUCUUAUGUGGUCACAUAACAUCUCUGCGCCUCUUGCACUGUUGUCUUGUUUCACUGAUAUUAGCUUUAAACACAAAAGAAGUCUUUAAGAAGUAAAAAUAAAAGCCUGCAUUGUGUACCUUUAAAAAUUUUCAAAGAGAAAAAAAAACACCCGACACAAAAAAACAAGAAAACCAACCCCCCACCAGGUAAUAACGUGCAAAACAGAGGGCUGUGGUAACAUCCUUGAACCUGUGAAGUGGCAGGUAAAAAGUAGCGGUAUCAUGUGUAUUAAAAUUGGCUAAUAAGUUAUUGCAGAUACCACACUCAUUAUGCUGCAGUACUGUACAUAUUUUUCUUAGAAAAUAGCUAUUUGUGCAUAUCAGUAUUUGUAACUUUAACACAUUGUUAUGUGAAAAAUGUUACUGGGGAAUAGAUCAGCCACUUUAAGGUGCUGUUGUAUCUCUUGGAAUGAAUGAGCUGCAUCAUUUUAACCAUUGGUAUUGGAAGUCACAAAGUUAAAUUGAAGGUUUGUUCAUUUCUCAAAAUGUUUUUCUUUCCUAAGAGCUCUUCUAUUUAUACAUGCCUAAAUCUCUAAUGUUAGAGGGAUACCUGUCUGCAUAAUAAAGCUGAUCAUGUUUUGCUACA